Messenger RNA from Arabidopsis arenosa, 907 nucleotides. The record is from the annotation of a GenBank genome assembly. Lineage: Eukaryota; Viridiplantae; Streptophyta; Magnoliopsida; Brassicales; Brassicaceae.
AAACCAGAAAGAAACUUUCUUGGCAAAAAAAAAGAGAACAAUCUCGUAGAUUCUUGACAAUGGAUUCUUCGAAGAAUAGAACAUUGCUUAAGGUCAUUGUUCUUGGAGAUAGCGGGGUAGGCAAAACUUCAUUGAUGAAUCAAUAUGUGUACAAGAAAUUUAACAAGCAAUAUAAGGCUACGAUCGGAGCAGAUUUUGUCACCAAAGAGCUUCAUAUAGAAGAAAAAUCUGUCACUUUACAGAUAUGGGAUACUGCAGGACAAGAGAGAUUUCAAAGUCUAGGGGCCGCAUUCUAUAGAGGUGCUGAUUGUUGCGUUCUUGUGUACGAUGUGAACAAUCUCAAAUCUUUUGAAACUCUCAAUAACUGGCACACAGAGUUCCUCAAACAGGCAAAUCCUAUGGAACCGGAUACAUUUCCCUUUGUUUUAAUCGGGAACAAGACCGAUGUAGAUGGCGGAAACAGCCGAGUUGUUUCAAAUAAGAGAGCCAUCGAGUGGUGUGGCUCAAAGGGGAACAUACUGUAUCAUGAAACCUCUGCGAAGGAAGAUACCAAUGUCGAUGAAGCUUUUUUGGGUGUUGCACACAUUGCUCUCGCCAAUGAACGUAAACAAACCAAUGACAUAUAUCCUAGAGGCGUAUAUGACUCUGUUACGGAUAUUAUUGAUCCAGAUCAGACAAGAGGUUGUGCUUGCUGAUUCAUAUUUAACAUAUCUGAUCAAUAAUAUGGAGUCCCAGCUCUUUUAUUUUCAGUCUUUGUUUUUGGUAACUUUUUUUAUUCAUUGGUUCAAUAUCAUUUAUAGAGGUUUACUAACGAAAAAAUAACCAAUUGAUAUAUGCUACUUUCUGAGUGUUUUGAUUCAUGUAAAACAUUAAUUACUUUUAAUUUCUAUAAAACUCUUCGUUGAGA